GGCACGAGCAAAUGAAGAAGAUAAGGUGGUCUUGUGCGCCCUAAUCCGUAUACAAGAAUAUUCACAGACACAAUCUUUUUCAAUUCCCCUAAAAAUCUCCUGUUAAGGUUUCGGAGCAUGUAGCAAUAUAUAUUAAGAAGGAAAAAAAAAAUGGCGGUUUUAUCUCUCACUACGGCGACACUUCCAGCUCAGUCUCGCGCAUCCUCCCUUGUCAAGUUAGCCACCGACCCUCUUUUCGGCCGCAGACGAGUCACCACCGGAAAAGCGCGACUUGCCUCAUCAUAUUCCAAUCCCACGAUUUUGAAGUCCAACCGCCAGUCCAGGUCCAGCCAACCGCCGUCCCUCUAUGACACGGAUGACGACGAGGACGGCACUGAUGCCGAAGUCGAUGACGACUGGUGUAGUGAAGAUGACUUUGGGGAUAUUAAAAUCUCUGAGGCUGACAGACAGCGGCUGAAGUUGAAGAGUGUUGCUAUCAAGGGACGAGGCAACAUUAGGCACACAGGAAAGGGAUGGGAUUUGGAAUCAUCAAAACCUGCCCAUAAGCUUGAGAAAGGUCUAGAAAAAUCACCUGUGAAGGACAUUAUACACUCUUCAAAGAAGAUUGCUAGAGAUUAUUCGAACAGUAAUUCCCUUAAAUCGAGCAAUGUCACAGCAAGAGUAAACUCCCAGGAAAAGGACGAAGGAAGCUCUUUUAGUAGCAAGUUUUGUAAUCUGUCAGAAGAACUAGAUUUACGCGAAAGACAUUUCCUGCUCCUUGAUUAUCUGAGCACUUUCGGUCUCAAAGAAUCUCACUUCAUCCAGAUGUAUGACAGGCAUAUGAAAACCCUUGAUAGCAAUGUUAAAUCAGCAGAGGAAAGACUGAAUUACUUGUUAAGCGUCGGCGUUAAACACAAAGAUAUCAGAAAGAUAAUUUUGAGACAGCCUCAAAUUCUGGGGUAUUCAGUGGAAAACAAUCUCAAGUCCCAUGUUUCUUUCUUGAGAAGCCUGGGUAUUCCUGAGUCCAGGGUAGGGAAUAUAAUUACUGCCACCCCCUCGUUGUUCAAUUACAGUAUAGAAAAAUCCUUGAAGCCCACGGUUAGAUAUUUGCUAGAUGAAAUAGGGAUACCUGAGAAGGAAUUAAGUAAGGUUGUGCAGCUAAGUCCUCAAAUUCUGGUUCAGCGUAUAGAUAACACAUGGACUUCUCGUCUAAAUUUUCUGAUAAAAGAAUUGGAUUCUCCUAGACGAAAUAUUGUAAAGAUGGUCACAAAGCAUCCUCAGAUCCUUCACUACAGUGUUGAAGCUGGACUGCUCCCAAGAAUCAAUUUCUUACGAAGUAUUGGUUUGCGAAAUUCUGACAUAUUGAAAAUAUUAACAAGGCUCUCACAGGUAUUCUCGCUUUCGCUGGAAGGAAACCUGAAGCCCAAAUAUAUGUACUUGAUCAAUGAACUUAGAAAUGAGGCCCACUCUUUGACCAAAUAUCCAAUGUACCUAAGUCUGUCUCUGGACCAACGGAUAAGGCCCCGCCAUAGGUUCUUGGUUUCAUUGAAGAAAGCUCCAAAAGGGCCAUUUCCUUUGGGCUCAUUAUUCCCAACUGAUGAAUGCUUUUGCCAGAAGUGGGCGGGAACUAGCUUAGAUAAAUACUUGGAUUUUCGCCAGAAGCUGCAUUUCAAAGAUUUUGCCAAAAAGUAUGGACGGAAGUGAAUGAGGGAUUUCUCCUUCCUAACAUUUUGAUUAUGGUGAAGAGCAGAUGUCCUCUUCAUGUAAACAAGAUAUAUUUUUCUGCGUGCAUUAGACGAGCAGGGUAGCUACCCAUGGCCUUGAUUCAGUCUCUUUCUAAGGCUGGCUAAACAAUUUGAUGAAUUCUGCAAGGUCUGUGUCCUAACUUCUGCUUAUGCUAACAAUCCAACCCCGUGCACAUCCAGUCUCCUAAUACCAAGGUCCAUGUUGGAAGAUUGAUCUCAAUUGAGGAAAUAGAUCUGGAGUUUGUCGCUGAGAGCCUCACUUUGCUAAAGAUACAUUUACUUACCACAUAUUCUUGUGUUUACUCCUUGUAGACAUCAACAAUUUUGUGUUCAAAACUCAAAAUUGAGACUUCAUUAUGCAGUAAGGGCGAAAGAUUGAGCUAGUUGCAAUAUUGGUCAAGUAUAAGGACACGUUUGUUAGGCUGGUCAAGACAAGAUAAAUUUUAUCUUGUUUACAAAGAUUGCAUUGUAGAGAUAUGGUGCAUACUAUAGUUUGUUAUGUAUGAAUGACACAAGAUGUUAUGCAUUUGUUUUCCUGGAUAAUUGACAGGAUAAGUAGUACAUUUACAGAAAUAAAUUUAUUUUUGCCUUUCUUUUUCCA
Molecule: messenger RNA, 2325 nt
Organism: Striga asiatica
Lineage: Eukaryota; Viridiplantae; Streptophyta; Magnoliopsida; Lamiales; Orobanchaceae
Source: the annotation of a GenBank genome assembly